AUGUCUCCAAUUUACAGAACUAUUCAAAAACAUUUCAUUGCUUUAGAACAAGAAGAAGGUGUGGGUGCUCGCGUUAGAAGAUCUAUUGGAUCCAUGAAACAAAAGAAUUUCUCUCCUUUCCUCUUACUAGACCAUUUCACUGUCUCUCACCCUGAUGGUUUCCCAGAUCAUCCACAUCACGGUCAAGAAACUAUCACUUACAUGCAUCAAGGUAUGGUUGCACAUGAAGACUUCACUGGUUCAAAAGGUGUUUUAAGACCUGGUGAUUUACAAUUCAUGACCGCUGGUAAAGGCAUCAUGCAUUCUGAGAUCCCUGUUUUAAUGGAAAAUGGUGACGCUGCCAUAGGCUUACAAUUAUGGGUCGAUUUACCUAAAGAUAUGAAGGAUUGUGCUCCACGUUACAGAGAUCUAAGACGCGAUGAGAUUCAUAUUGCUAAACCAAACGAACAUUUAACUGUGAAAGUCAUUAGUGGCAAGUCCUAUGGUGUGGAAUCUUUGAAAGAAUUGGCUUAUACACCUGUGGAAUUCUAUCAUUUUAAAUCAGAUAAAAAGGGUACCGAGUUUGAGCAACAAGUUCCAACCAAUUUCAACGUCUUCCUAUACGUCAUGAACGGAUCCGUUAUCAUCGAUGGUAAGGUUUAUCCACAAUAUUCUACUAUAUUCUAUAAUACCGAUGGUGACAGUGUCAAGGGUAUGACUGGUAACAAUAACACUGAGUUUGCUCUUAUUGGUGGUUUAAACCUAGAUCAAUCUGUUAUUCAACAUGGUCCAUUUGUUGAGACUAGUAAAGAAAGAUUAAUUAAGGUGUUUGAAAAUUUCCAAUAUGGCAUAAAUGGGUUUGAAAAAGCUGUUGGUUGGAAAUCUACUAUUCGUAAUGGUAUCUUAGAAAAAGAUGUAUCGACAUUUGAAAAGUCUUCCAAAACGUAA
Messenger RNA from Arxiozyma heterogenica, 927 nucleotides. RefSeq names its product pirin family protein. The transcript has a single exon. Bases 1 to 927 code for a protein of 308 amino acids. NCBI's taxonomy places the organism in Eukaryota, Fungi, Ascomycota, Saccharomycetes, Saccharomycetales, Saccharomycetaceae. The record is from RefSeq and is a predicted model, not a curated record.